Prinia subflava (tawny-flanked prinia) is the source of this 6464-nucleotide messenger RNA. RefSeq names its product transmembrane protein 121 (gene TMEM121). The transcript has 2 exons. The record is from RefSeq and is a predicted model, not a curated record. NCBI's taxonomy places the organism in Eukaryota, Metazoa, Chordata, Aves, Passeriformes, Cisticolidae. The coding region runs from base 761 to 1699 and encodes 312 amino acids.
GGGCGGCCGGGGCUCCUCGGCCCCGGGGAGGGGGGCACCCGCCCGCCCGCCCGGCGCCGCACCCGGCUCCGCACCCGGCACAAGGAUUUACGGCACGGACUGCAGCCUCCGGAGCGGCCAGGGAGGAAUGGAGGGAUGCGUGUACAGCUGGCAGCAACAGGACACCAGCACAGCCCUGUGGGGAUAGGCGUGAAGGUGAUUCCCUGUGAGGACACAGCAGGAGCCCCCCAGACACUGGAGGAACGUGGGAUCUCACUGGGAGCAGGGAGAGCUCCCCUUCUGUGCCAUCAGCUGCUGUGUUUCCAGGGACCUAUAGCAGCAUUUGGGGCGUGGAGUCUGGAGGCGUGUUAGUGCCAUAGGAUUGCUGGAGAGCCUGGCAGUGAUGGGCGACCCACCACAGAGGAGGGACAUUCCUCCGGGAGGCCCCGCACACCUGUGAGCCCUGGCUGCUGCUGGCGGAGGGUGCCUGGGGCUGGGCUGCUCAGCCAGCCCUGGGCUGGGGGCAGAGCCACGGUGCCUGCAGGGCACAGCCGCUGAGGGGCGAAGGGCUGGCCUGGGGUCUGCAGGGGCAGCCCCGAGCCUUGGGACAGCGGGGCUGCCAGCCGAGCCGCUGCUGCUCCAGGCUCCUCUCCCUGGGGCGGCGGCGGGGGACAGGGCGGCGCUGGGCCCCUGGGCUGGCCACGGCUGUGCCCCCGCGCCGCGCCGGCGGCACCGCUCCCCUAGCGCCGGAGCCGAGGCACGCAGGGCCGCCCGCCUCGCCAUGGUGCUGCCGCCACCCGACAAGCGCCACGUCUGCCUGACCACCAUCGUCAUCAUGACCAGCAUGGCCUUCAUGGAUGCCUACCUGGUGGAGCAGAACCAGGGGCCCCGCAAGAUCGGCGUCUGCAUCAUCGUGCUGGUGGGGGACAUCUGCUUCCUCAUCGUGCUGCGCUAUGUGGCCGUGUGGGUGGGCGCCGAGGUAAAGACGGCCAAGCGGGGCUACGCCAUGAUCCUGUGGUUCCUCUACAUCUUCGUGCUGGAGAUCAAGCUGUAUUUCAUCUUUCAGAAUUACAAAGCGGACAAGAAGAACCUGGAGACGGUGGCCAGGAAAGCUCUGACCCUGCUGCUCUCCAUCUGUGUGCCGGGGCUCUACCUGGUGCUGGUGGCCUUGGACAGCAUGGAGUACAUACGGACCUUUCGGAAGAAAGAGGACUUGCGGGGACGCCUCUUCUGGGUGGCCCUCGACCUGCUGGAUAUCUUGGACAUCCAGGCCAACCUGUGGGAGCCGCACAGGACCGGUCUGCCCAUCUGGGCAGAGGGGCUUAUGUUCUUCUACUGCUACAUACUCCUCCUGAUCCUGCCUUGCGUGUCCCUCAGUGAGAUCAGCAUGCAAGGGGAGCACAUUGCCCCGCAAAAAAUGAUGCUCUACCCCGUCCUCAGCCUGGUCACCAUCAACAUCGUCACCAUCUUCAUCCGGGCCAUCAACAUGAUCUUAUUCCAGGACAGCAGGGUCUCCACCAUCUUCAUCGGCAAGAACAUCAUUGCCAUCGCCACCAAGGCGUGCACCUUCCUGGAGUACAAGCGGCAGGUGAAGGAGUUCCCGCAGAAUGCCAUCGCCCUGGAGCUCCAGCAGAACUCCCUCUCGCACAACCAGACCAUCCACAGCACCCAGGGCAUCCCCCACGAGCCGUCGCCCACCAGCGAGGUCCUGGACACAUGAGGAGUCCCCCAGCCCAGCGUUGGUUCAGACGGCCCCGUGCCGAGCAGAAGAGGGGUGAUGCUGCUUUCCUGCUGCCCGGUGCAAGCGUGACAGACAACUCCCGGCAGUGAGGGCUCUUCUAGGCACAGAAACACCCACCGCGUUCCAAUUGAGCUAUGGAGUGUCCUCUAGACGUCUUCAUCUCAGGUAUAACCCAAGGAGUCCUCCAGACAAACCAAAUGGAUUUGCAAAGGACCUGAACCAGCUGACCCUCUCUGCCCCUCCUGCCACCACCUCCUCUCCCGAGCAAAGACCGCUAAGGUUGCAAUGUCCCUUUUUACUCCCUGACCACCUCACCUUUACUCCAAGCCUGGAUCGAAGAUUUUGUUACUGGAGAACCUUUUUACGGAGUGGGGACAAGGGCAUAGGGGUACAGAUUUGGGGGGGGAGGGUGGGACGUUUGAAGCAGUAAACCCUGUGGUCGUAGAUGUCUCUUAUCUCCGAUGGUUGUGUUUACAGUUUCCUAUUUAUGUCAGCUCCAGGGGCUCUGGGGCUGCCCUGUGGGUCAGUGUCCUCGUGGUGGGCGAGAGCGGGGAGCCCUGCAGUGUGGAGCAGGGCUGGAGCCGGCGUGACUACCCCAGCCUGGGCUGAGGGGGGCUGAGCCUCCACCAGCGCCCUGCGCCGACUCCGCCGGGAGCAAUAUCUGAUGAGCUAAAGCUAAUCUAAUGCUGGUGUUUCAUGUAUUUCAUUCACUCCAAACGACUCAGCACAAUAUUUCUAUUUUUAGAAGGGUCCCUCUCUCUCUCUCUCUCUCUCCCUCCCUGCCAUGGAGAGCCUCCCUGCUGCAGCAGCCUGAGCAGCCUCCCCAGCCCCCGGCACAGCUGCUGGCAGGCACGGGCACCCAGGAGGGAUUAGGAACAAGGAUGACAAAGAUGCAUUUCACUCUGGCAUCAAGGGUUUAUAAAGAGGGCUGCUUUCCACAGCUACUAUAUUUUUAAAAUAAAUAUUAAAAAAAAGAAGAAGAAAAAUACAAAAAACAAUCAACAAAAACGACCCGGGAAGAAUGUGCUGGCCCAGGCAGGUGGCUGGGAUGGGGCUGGGCUGAACUGGGGAGCAUGUGCUGCCCUGGGCAGGUGGCUGGGCUUGGGGGUGAGCUGGGCUGGGGUCUCCUCUGCAGGCAUGGGGGGUGAUGUGGGGCUCUGACACGGGCAGCAGGGUGGGAGGCGAGGGCCAGCCAGACAAUAAAAGCCCCAUGAGAGCAAUGGCUUCUGGUGGUCUCUUUUCUGCCAGUGUGGGGAGGGUGGGGCUCAGCUCUCAUACAGCUCAGAUCACUUGUCUUCUCUUCUGUCCACCUCCCCUGGACUGCCAAGUGCCAUCCCAAGGUUCUGUGCCCUGCACUCACUAAGCAGGGGGCCCAGAAAGGAAACAAAUAAUUUUUCCAGCUGCAACGGUGCCCCAGGGCUGGGUGCAUCUCAGCUGCAUGACCCUGGGGGGAGGCACAAGGAGACAAGCAGAAAAUCUGCCUCUCAAACACGCUGAAAUGGGAUAUUUUUGCUUUUUCUAAACAAAAUGUUGCAUUUUGAUGAGAUGGAAUAAAAUGCCUGGUGCUGUUUACAUUUCUCUUCCACACUUUCCCCUGGCUCUGCUUACCGAAUUUGACCUAAAUCCACAAAUCAUUUCAGUUUCCAUCUUCUCAGCCCAUCACAGUCUGUCCAAAACAUUUCAACCAUCCCUGAUCCAGACUUCCAAUUUUAGGACCAGGCAAUUGCAGUCUUGCUUGGCCACCCUGUCACCCAGGGAUAACUCUAAUGUUAAUUAAAUCCACUGAGAAAUAAAACAGUAUCUUUGCCAACAAAAGUGAGUUUGCAACAGAUUUAGCCAACUGGAAAAGUUUCUUCCCCCUUUCCCCCAGGAAACAUGAGAGGAAGUGGGCAGGUGAUUGAAAAGGUAUUAGCAGAAAUUCAUUAAAUUGCUAAAUUAUUCUGGAAUACCUAUGGAAUUACAUAUUACAUCUCUGCUGGUGCUUUUAAAAUACAUGUGAUUAGCAUCAGUGCAAUUAACUCCCAAGUAUCUAAUAACAUUCUGCUGCUCUUUUAGGUAAUUAAUUUAUGAGCCCUUGUUUUAUAGUUCUUCCCCAGAACUGAGCAGAGGAAAACCUUCAGGGAAACCUCUGGAAUGGUGCUGUGAACCCUGGGGGCUGGGACGUGCCAGCUGAGGCAGUGCCUGGCAUCAGACUGAGCCCUGAUGCAGAGAUCUGUGAUCCCAGGGAUAGAAUCAGUGACCUGGUGGGUUACUCUGAUGGAUUGGGUGUAUUUUUGUUCUGUUUCACCCCAAUAACUAGCUCUGCAUCCUUGCCUUAUACUGGAACACAUUAAUAUUCCCUUGAGCCUGAUCUGUUGCUAAGGUUGCUUGGGGGUGUCUGGCUGUGCUCCCUGAAGGCAGCCUGCAUGGGAAAGGAAUGUUGCUUUAUCCUCCUGGUCCUGUAACUUCCAAGAAGGUUUAGGAGCCCCCACAAGUUUUUCUUGAGCUUGCAAGACCCUGCUUUCUACUGCUGACAUGAGGUUUUUGUCUUUAUGAUGUGGGGUGUCCCUGUGGAAGGGCUGCAUUAGGAGCUGGAGCAGGAGCAGAGGUCCUGGAGGUGAUGUUCACCUGGGAUGCAGUGCACCACAUCAUUCCCAAAUAGCCACAGGUGCUUCGUUCUGGUGAAGGGAGGGAGAAGAGGCUUUUCUCAUCUUCUGCUGUUCAUGAUCCCCAGGGCUCUGUGUGCAUCAUGUAUUGCCUCAGCAACACAGCCCUUUCUCUUCAAAGCCACCUUGGAGGCAAGGAAUGAUGAGCUGGCCCCUCCUCAGCAGCUGGGGAGGAAGGCUGGGGAGCAGGGAGAGGUGAGCUGGUAGGGAAAAAAGGAUGUCUGCAAGCAGAGGGGGCAGCCAGAGCAGUCACAAAGCCCUUGGGGCAUGCAGACAGCACAGCACGGGCAGCCCUGCAGCUGUUCCUGCCCGCUGCUUGGUGAGGGUGAUGCCUCCUCCCCAAAAUCCCACCCUGCCAGCACAGGCAGGACCCCCGGGGGCCACAGGACUAGCAGGAGGGAUGGCACGGUGGCUGGGCAGGGUGGCUGGCUCCCAGCCUGGCUGGUUGUUAGGGGAAGGUGAUAUUUUGCUCUGGGCAAUGAGAACUAAAGGAAACAAUUAAAACUAAAUAGGCUGGAACCGAGCAAUUUUUCAGCUUUCCACUGAGAAGAAAAAGAGCUCCUUUGUGAACAGUGAAAUCCUCCUGGCAAGCUGUAGAAUCCCACCUGAUGAAGCAAAAGUUGCACAAUUAAACUGCAGCAGGGAUGCAAAUUCCCUGUGCUCCAGUGGAAAAUCCGUGGGGGUGGUGUCCCUUGCUGCCAUCAGAACCAGGCCAUGGGCACAAGGCAGCCCAUGCCCUUGGCAGGGAAGGCUCAUGGUGCUUUGGGGACCCAGUUGGUGCUGUCCUAUCUAUUACCAACCCACUGGUCCAUGCUGAGGCUACGCCUCCUUCCAAGGGAGGAAGCCCUGGAGGAGCCAGGUUCCCCCUGUAGCUUGCAGGGCGCACCAGAGUCAUGGCAGUCUCUGGAGAUGCAGAACCUGAGCCCCUUGGAGCCCCUGGUCCCAGGGGCCAGCAAACUGCCCCAGCCCUGCAUGGGCACAGAGGAUCUGAUGUCACCUGCUGGCCAGUGGCCAAGGGCUGGGCCAUACCCACUCAUGUCCCAGGCAUUGGGGGACUGCAAAACAGGAGCUCCCAAACGGAGCAGAGCAAACCAUGCAGGCUGUGUGAAUGCAUCAAACCCAGACAAACCCACCUGGGUCCUGUCCCCUGUCCAAAAUUUGGGUGAAGUGGCAGCAACGAGCUUGAACUGUUGCAUGCUUGACACUGCCUGUGAAAAGAACCUGGACCCAGCUCCUGUGCCCCAACAGCCCCAUGGUACCUGCAGUACCUCCUCGCUGCCUUGGGCUGAACCACAUGUUUGUACCCUCCUGGGAGCUCACUUCCAGCCCACGGCAGCACCUGCCUCUUGCUGCUGCCUUUAGCUGUGUGUUCAGAGGGUGCUGAGGGGGCCUCAAGCUGUAGCUUUUCUUUCCCAGGGUGCUGGCAGCUCUCACACAUCCUGCUUGUCCUCCCCUCCUUUUGGCAGGUGAAAAUCUCUAAUGCUGCAGUCUCUGUGCAGGACUGGAGAAGGGUUCAGGCACUGAGCUGAAAGCACCCCACAGUUCUGCCGUCAGACUCUCCAUGUGAGAGUGGCUCUGGUGACUUUGCCUGGCCCAGAAGGGCUCGGGAGGAUUUGGGAGAAGAAAUCACCCACUAGGGCCAUGCAGCACGAGGAUGGACUCUGCAGUGCCACCCGGUGCAGCUCCAUGCACUGUCACCUGCAACCACGCAUAAAUAAGGGAUUCUUCUCCUUUGGAUCUGUUUGGGUUGAUUUGAUGAGCAGAGACAGACUGAACUUUUAUGCCAAUAACUGUUUCCCUCCCACCUGCCCCAGAUUUGCUUCACUUUUUUAGCUCAGGCCAAUGCUGCAACAGAAAACACAGGGCAGGUGUCCAGACCACCUUGGCAGCAAUUCCCAUCCUCCUAAAUUCCUCCUGCGCAGGAACUGUAGCGAAAGUUUGAGUUUCACACCAAUUUAAUCCUAGCUGAAUGCCCUGAAUUCUUCAGUUGUGUCUGGUUUUUGGGUCUGGCAUCCUUGAAGAACAAUAUCCAUUUAAAUUGCUGAUUUGGGCUUGCUCAUUUAAUUUCAUCUUAAUAAAGAUUUUAUGUGGUUUUGACA